Messenger RNA from Amoebophrya sp. A25, 3809 nucleotides. The record is from the annotation of a GenBank genome assembly. NCBI's taxonomy places the organism in Eukaryota, Dinophyceae, Syndiniales, Amoebophryaceae.
CACUGGUAUAAGCUGUAGAUUGGUUGCUGGAAAAGAGUGAAAGCGUAAGUACACUAGGGACCCAGGAAUGGUUGUAGGCACACUUGCACGUCGGCCGUCACAGUGUUGAUAUACCGUUGGAGCUGCUUUGUCCCGCCAAUAGGCUACUAGAACUAGACUUGAGACAUCAGCACCUAGAGGUGGAAAAACCGACAAGGCUACUCUCAAAGAUAAGUAAUUUGACAUUUCUUGUUGACUUUUCUUGAGUGGAACGCCCUGAUGAUGAUAAAGGAUGGAUUAUUCUCCAAUAAGUAAAAAGUUAUACCGGCAUUUUGACAGUUCUUGAAUAUUAAAGGAUGGAUUAUUCUCCAACGGUAAUCGACUACGGAGAAGAGCGAGAGGAACUGCAACGCCAGGUUUAUGCGUUAUGUGAAGAGCUGGGAAUCGAUUUCGCUUUCGAAAAGGCGCUCGUUUUCGUCGUGGAGAUCGGCUUGCAAAGUCCGCUUCCGCCACGAUUAAGGCUACAAGAAGUCCAUCUUUAAAGGCAUCUUGGUCCCGUUUUUAAAGGCAAAAGGGGGCCAAGGAUGCUCCUGAAGAUGGAUUUCUCUUAGUUCUAACACAAUGGUCCUCUCAUGUUGCCGACGACAGCGGUCAAGUCUACUACGUUAUGCUCCGAGAUCAUCUUUUCCCUCUUGUGAUAUCAGGAGGCCACGCGUUGCUUAUAUAAUUCUUUCACCCACAAUCUCAGGAGACUGCUGGGUCGAUGUAGAUCCAAUUUUGUCUUAGGCGAGACGCAUUUCAGAGUUGUCUCACAUUACAGCAAGCACGAGCAUCGCUUUCUUGGAGUCACAUAUUGUUAGCCAAACGAGUAUGGAGUAUCGAUAAGUUUCCUAGUGGGUUCUUUCAUGUUUCUUUUACAUUCUUCACAGUUCUCUCUCCACCCGCCCUUAUUUUCCAGUUGCUAGGGGAGGGAGGGCUUCAUAUAGUAUGAAGAUAUUGGCUCCUGAGUCAUGCUCGUGUUGAUGUCUACCACUAGUAGUUGUUGUCGUCAUUCGCUUUCAGUAUGCUGGUGAGUCCUCAUGAUGAUAUCUACCACCAGUUGUAGUGUCUACCACUAGUUGCCGUCAUCCGCUUUCAUAGACGUGGACAACGACACGCAGACGUCUCAGUGGGAGUCUCCUCUUUUGCCGUAUAUCAAACAAGUGGUCGACAUUGGACGUCUCUACAUGGAGAAUCCCUAUCAACACGUCAUCAACGAGCAGGUAGUAAAUAGUUGUUGAUCAAUGUCUGCGGUACUAGUAGGUGCUUGUAGAAAUAAGAUAUCUGCAGCUGCAAGAAUACUUGAGCCAAGAAACCGGAGAUGAGCUUUUAUAGAGUAGAACCAAUCGAGGAGAUGCGCCUUUAUUGAGGAGAUGAGCUUUUAUAGAGUAGUCGUAGGCCCAAUCCGAAUCGACUAAGAUCAUCACCCUCAUAGGGUAGAACUAAAAAAUGGAUAGAAAUCGAGUCGUCUCCCGAUGAUCGUAUAAUUCGGUGAAAAGGUGAACCCUUGAAGGAUUUCCUAGCACAUAAAGUAAAUUAGCCGGCUAAUUUCCGUCGAUGAAUUAGUCUAGCAUACCAGGUUGAUGCUGGGUCGAGUGUAGUCCUUAACCCUUUUCCUCGAUGUUUCGAGUGCAGUCCGCAACUAAGUAAUCAUUUUAGGUUAAUGGCUUAUGGCAGCAAUUCCGGGAUAGCCUAUGCGAGUGGCACGGACCCUACGUUAGCGAUGGACGACAGUACUUUGUGAAUCAGAAUAGGGGAAUAUCAAGUUUAUGGUUUGUUGUGUAGCGAAUGAUUUUGUCAAUGUACCGAGACUAAAAAGAACUGAAUGUUCUUUGUGUCGUCUGUACUUACUUAUUUGUUACAUCAAAACGGACAGCAGCCCUGCAGGCACGACUGCUGUGACACGGUCGAGAAAUGUAUAAUUUGUGGCCGAAUGUACGGCCUUAUGCGCCCCCAGUAUGUAACUUGGAUGACAAUAGUUGAACAUGUUAGUUGAUUGUUUGAAAGGGCGGCUGCAUAUAGUCCUAACGCAAAAAAAAGAGAAAUGCCCGCAUGAGGGGCAAUUAAAUGGAACUAUAGCGGGAAAUUGUAGACCCAGGUCCCAAAAAGAAAUAAAAAGCCGACGUCGCCGACUGAAUGAAUGAAUGAGUGGCGAUGAUCAUAGUUGACAAGAUUGAUCUAUUUUGAGUGCACCUGGCCUGUUUCUAAACAUGCACCCUCAUGAUCAUUCAUGAAGACACUUUACUCCAGAUUCUACUUUCCAUCGUCUUACUCCCUUCAUCCAAUUUUUUACACAGUCCUCGUCCCUGCUUCAUAGUCCUGGGAGGAUCCCCGUGUAGAAGCGCAGUAUUUGUGCGAGCUCCAGUCUGCAUUGAUACAGAAGUUGCAGAGCGCAAUUCCACCGCAAGAAGUCGAUAGCUACCGUAGGCUUAUGGCACCGCCAAUUGCUAGUUGAAAGUAGUAAAUUUGACCAGCACGACCCUUGCGCAUCCUUAACGCGCAUCCUUCAAGAGCACUUCUUUCAACAGCUUCGUGGCUGUUUAAUGAUUGAUGUCGUAUCUUGACUCUGAGAACCACGCUGUGACUUUUCCUGGAGGGGAAAGCGUGCUCAGACGAAGAUGAUCUGCCUAAAAGAUUGGAAAAUGCAUAGUCUUUGCAUACUCAUUUAAGGGAUAAUAUUCUUGAUAGAGAGAUGGGUAAGAACCUGGUAGCAGCUGCUCGCAUUUUCUAUCUAAUAGACCGGGAUCUGCCGGGUUCGGUGGCGGAGCCGAUGCGGAGGAAGCGAGACCACAGACGCCAGACUUUGCCGCUUGGCAGGUUGAGGCCAGUCCUAGGUAUGAAGAAGAGACUGGCGCAGUGCGGUCCCCACGGGAUCCAUUGAACACGUCGGCGCCCGCACCGAAAAUGGCGGACAACAACAGUCUAAAGCAGUUGCGCGCCGCAUUGGCCAAUAAACUGAGCAACAUCGACUUCAAGGGCGAAGCAGAAAAAGAACGGGUAAUAAAUAGAUCUAAAGUGUUGAAAUUAUGGACAUAUAUCGUCUCCCCGAUAGCCUAGUAUGGUCGUUUGGGACGCAAAAUGAUGACAAAUCUUCGCGAGGGUAGAAAUCUUCCUUAUGCUCUAGCUGAAUAGAUUCACAAGCAAUGGAGUUAGACUAACUUCUUGCGUUGUUGACGAUGUUCUCUGAGAAGUAGAAAUAGGGUGGUAAUGAUAAUCAUCUCUUUGGUACGAGUCCUAUUUCUAUUGUUAAUGCAUUUAGGUGAAGAUGGCGAAAACGUUCACCGAUGGCAUACAUUUGGUUUACGAUUUGCUGGAAGAAGAGCGGGAGAUGCAAAUGCUACAGAUGGAGCGCAGGAAGCAGCAAUUGAUCGUGCAAGAAAUUAAGGCUAAGACAGAUAGUACUUUGGAAAUUAAUUUACUUGAUUGUACAAUGUACUAAGUCAUUUCCAAAAUAGAUGGCCAUUUUCGUCGGUGUCGGUUUUGUAUCCGGGAUUCAUUCGGAAGGAAGCAAGUUUGUUAAGAAGUUGAUUUCUUUGAGAGAGCUCUAAAGAGAGGCCGCGAAAGCCGCCCGACAGUCCGAAGAGCAGUCGGGGUCCGGCACCGGAGAGUCCUAAGGGUGGGCCUGGUAGUCCGAAAGGUUUCUUUUCAGUCGUGGAAAAGUCACCACCCAAGUCUGGCGACAGUCGAAAGAAAAAAUCCGAUUCUUCGGCAUCAACAACUAAAAAAGGUAAAGAAGCCGUGAAGGGCAAGAGUUCAUGAAGGUUCUCUGGGUGAAUCUUUUUGUUCGAAAC